AAAAAAUAUGUUUGCCCGGAGGAUGGCUGCGAUAAAGCUUAUAAUCGUCCUGCGCUCCUACGGCAACAUCAGCGCACCCAUUCGAAUGAUCGGCCGUUCUUUUGUCCCAAAGAAAAUUGUGACAAAUCUUUCUUCAGAAAGGCUCAUCUAGAGAACCAUCUUUUGUCUCAUUUACUGGACUCAGAGAAACCAUACCAUUGCUUUGUUUGUGGAAAAGGUAUGACAUCGCUACAAAAGCUCAAGCGGCAUGAGGCUGUUCACGUUAAAAGCUUCAAGUGCACAUUUGAGGGUUGUGAUAAGGCUUUCUUUGCGUGGCAGAGUCUUAGGCAUCACGUGGAGAUGGAUCACGAAAAAGCCCUAACAUGUGAACACUGCAAUAAAUGCUUACCCAACAAGCCAUCACUUCAGAGACAUAAACUAAAACAUCAUGGUGAGGCAUCACUGUUCUCAUGUGAACAUCCCGGGUGUUUUCAAUCAUUCAAAGAUGACAAUGCUUUAAAGAAUCAUAUCGAAAAUUGUCAUCCAAAACUCACGUGCAGCGAAUGCAAGAAAGUAUGUAUCGGGGGUGAAGCUCUAGCGGCUCAUAUGCGCACGCAUACGACCAAUAGGGAUAACUCUCCUUUGCUACGGUGUGAAGCUUGUGACUCACCUGCCCAGUUUUCAAACAGAGAAGAUCUCAUCAGACAUUACGAAGACUUUCACAGCAGCGCUGUGCUCUCGCAUGCGAUCAAAAUUGAAGAUGGAACAGACCUGCUUACACUGAAAAAGAUCCGCAGUGCCCAGUCCAUGCAGACCAUGUUAAGAGACGCGGAGGUGAAGUCUGAAACAAAGCAUACCGUCACUCAAGAAUUUAUACCAUCUCCGGAAAAAUCGUCCAUUAUUAGUUUGAUGAUGAACCUGAACCAGAAAGUUUAUACAUGCCCACGAAAAAAUUGCCAGAGAAAUUUCGUGAGGUUCCACGCAUUUCAAAAGCACAUAAAACGCCACAAUGCCGAAGUACAAAAAGCUGAAGAGUUUUUGAGAAGACUCGAAGAAGAAGAAAUUUCAAAAAAACUGAAAGCAGCUGAAGAAGAAGAUCGAAUUGAAGACGAAAGCCUGGAUGAUGACCACUUCUCGGAUGCCUUCGACUCUGAUGGGAAGGAAGGUGUAGAU
Molecule: messenger RNA, 1152 nt
Organism: Metschnikowia bicuspidata var. bicuspidata NRRL YB-4993
Lineage: Eukaryota; Fungi; Ascomycota; Pichiomycetes; Serinales; Metschnikowiaceae
Gene: PZF1
Product: Pzf1p
Exons: 2
Source: RefSeq, a predicted model, not a curated record